Messenger RNA from Lolium perenne, 645 nucleotides. RefSeq names its product non-specific lipid-transfer protein 2B-like. Gene Ontology annotation, molecular function: lipid binding. The record is from RefSeq and is a predicted model, not a curated record. Gene Ontology annotation, biological process: lipid transport. Lineage: Eukaryota; Viridiplantae; Streptophyta; Magnoliopsida; Poales; Poaceae.
AUGGCCCGCGCUGCAGCAGCCCAGAUCGUGGUGGUCGCCAUUGUGGCGGCGAUGCUCCUCUCGGCACCUUUCGCCGCCAACGCCGCCAUCUCAUGUGGUCAGGUGAGCUCUGCCUUGAGCCCCUGCAUGGCCUACGCUAAAGGCGGCGCCGCCCCGUCCGCCGGCUGCUGCAGCGGCGUCAGGAGCCUCGCCAGCUCCGCCAAGAGCACCGCCGACAAGCGUGCCGCUUGCAACUGCCUCAAGAAAUUGGUCGGGAGCAUCAGCGGGAUCAACGCUGGUAACGCCGCCAGCAUCCCGUCCAAGUGCAAAGUUAGCAUCCCCUACGCCAUCAGCACCUCCGUCAACUGCAACACCAUCAACUGAUCGAUCCACACUACUCCUCGCCGGCGCCGCAGUCACACACAUUUACACCUAUAUUAUUUAUACUGAAUAAAAGCUCCGAUCUCCCCGUCAGAGAUCGAGAGGAGUACGAGCACUAGAGCCAGCCCUCCGUGGGUCGUGGCCGGCCACCAUUGUAUCAGUGUUUGAUUGUUCCUUUCACUCCGUUUGAGGAGAAUCCAUCGAGAGUUUGCUUUGUAUAUCAUAUUUAUGGACUGCCAGUGUAGUGUAUAUCUGGAUUAAUACAUAUUUAAAUUUAUUCCGUCA